Molecule: messenger RNA, 3604 nt
Organism: Porites lobata
Lineage: Eukaryota; Metazoa; Cnidaria; Anthozoa; Scleractinia; Poritidae
Source: the annotation of a GenBank genome assembly
AUGACGCCCUUUCAUACACGUCUUACGUUCCACUUAAUAUUUGUUUCCGUCGCCGCUGGCCUGAACAACUGCAUCGCUGUAACUUCCAUCAAGGAUUACUCAUUGACCAACCACAUCUACAAGAUAUCAUCUGGGAAAUCUCAGCUGACGUGUAUUGUAGCAUGUGAUCAAGAUACAAAGUGUUACAGCUUAAAUUACAGAUUUCCCAGCAAAACGUGCGAGUUGAGUAACUCAACUCGAUUCGCAGAUCUUCAGGAUUUUUUGUUUUCACCAGACGUUGUAUAUUUCGACCACUUGUCACGUCCCUCGGGUUCGUGCGUGGGUGACGCGCCGUGUAAAAACAGCGGAAGGUGUGUCAAUCUGGCGAAGGCUCCUGGGUUUAAAUGCAACUGUUACAAAGACUACACUGGAGAUACGUGCAAUGGUAAUUAGCGUCAUACGGUGAAAUGAAAAUUAUAGGUUGGUUGGCGACAUUCCAAAGACUAGGGGGUUGGGGGGCAGGAAGAACGUGAUGGGCUGGCGAGGACUCUACUUUUUCCUUUUCACGCACGGUCGUCGCGAUCUCUAGCCCCUAAAUUUCCCCUUUUCUCCGAUCGCUUUCAAACCGCGUGGCAGGUUGAUUAAAAUGAAUGUAAAAAACAUAAAAGUAUGACAAAACAGGUUUAAUAUCAUUUUGCAUCAUUUUUGAUAAUCUAAAAGAAAGGACAAAAAAUAAGGUUAAAAAGAUUGCAAAAGAUUUUGAUCUAACACUAGGCCCAAGAAGUAUUAGACAAAAAACAAAUAAAUGGAAAAGUCACUUUCCAACCGACUGAUUAAUUUCUUUUGAGACUUAGUCUGAACUGUGGCGCUUCAUAUCUUGGCCGUAGAGGGCGUUCUGCUUCCGUAGUAACCUAAAGAGUCUACGAAAACUCAUCAAAUACUAUAUGAUGAUUAAGGCCAGAAAAAUCUUUCCUUAAUUUCCUAAAUGUGAUUAUAGCUCAUAUGGGUGGGUUACAGGAAGCUCAUAAAUGGACUGAUAGCUGCUGCCUCUUGCACCAUUGUAUGCUGACGUCCGAGCUUGUAAAGAGGACGCGUCUUGCUUUCCUCUAAUACACGGUAUCAAAUUUUACUCACUCUAGAUCUCUCGAUUGUUUAGUUUGUAGCUCUCCUCCACUGGGGAUGCGGGAUCGGCGAAUUCUUGAUCAUCAGAUAACAGCAUCAUCAGUGGGAAUGUCGUUAAGCCUUAAACGUUUUAAUGCGAGGGAUGCGCGCUUAUGGCUGAAGGCAUCAUCCUGGGUCAGUGCUCUUGUGGAUUACAGUCCUUGGCUACAAAUUACUUUCGCGCCUGAAAUAAAGCUAAUCACUGGUAUUGCUACUCAAGGCAGUCCAUCAUAUGAUUGGUUUAUUACGAGCUACACCCUAAAAUACAGCAUGACUGGUAAAAUAUGGAAAAAUUAUGAGCAAGGUGGAUUAAUCAAGGUAUGUAAUGCAAUUAUUACUGAUCGUGUACAUUCAUCGCGGCUUCCAAACUCGUCCGGAGGGCUUUUCCGCCCCUCCCAUUUUCUAAGUAAAAGCCCUGGAAACGAGGUUGGUCUCCUUCAAAAAUUCGAACCAAAACUGAUCCCCUUCACCAGUCAAACAACGUAAGUCGACUCCAUGGAUAAUUAUCCAUCGUUACUCCUUCUGUUGAACAAGUAAGUACAUAAUUAUAACACACUAUGUGCCCUAAAAAAGAACUUUUAUAAACGACACACAAGAACGAAUAUUGGAAAGCAGUCAAUCCAAUCUAUGACUGUUGACCUCUGGAAAUAUCUUCCCCUUGAAAGACCUCCCAAGUUUCUCCUUCCCAAAACAACAUAUCUUUCCUCCUUCCCCUAAAACAACAUCCACUGUUUAGACAAUUUGAAAGUUGACCAUAUCCGUUCUUUUCUCCAUGUUGUGUCUAGUUUAUGUGUUAUUUAUUUACUUAUGUUGUUUUUUUUCUUUUUUUGCCACUAUUUUACAUGUCACCACUGUGUUAUUAAAAAAAAUAUCAUUUUAUAGCUAGGCGCUAGCACGAAAUCGUUUGUUCCUAGACAUCCUUGUUGUCAUAACGCAUAAUUUUAUGUAGCAACUUCUUCUUUUCUUGCCACUAGCAUCAAAAAAAUGUAAAAUUCUCCAUUUGGAUGUAAUGAUAACGUUUGUUGUUGCUGUUGAACCUCUCGAUAACUCAAAGCAAUUUUGUUUUCCUCUGUACGGGUUCGAAAAACCAGGAUUCCACUUAGUUUGCUUCAGAUUGUCGUUCAGUGACUGUAAAUCUUAGUACGCUUGGAAAAGUCUAUUCAAAAAGAGACAGGCAACCCCUGUAUCGAGUAUAAUUCAUUUGUUUCAUGAUACAAAAACACUUCUGGUAGUACUAUUUUGGCGGAUUUGAUAUAUCUAUAACUUUAAGAAAUAGCGCGCUUCGAGGGAAAAUUUACGGACAGGAUAUCCCGUUAAGUCAUAGUUUUGGAUUUUCUUUUAGCCCUUGAAGAAGGUUUGUUUUCAAACCGAAAUAUUGGGCAAUUUAUUUAAAUACAUAUUUUUUUGAUUUAUCUUUUGUUUACUUCUUCAUCGCCUUGCCGUAAGGAUCAGUUUGCAGUUUCAUAUUUUUCUACAAGUUUAAUUGUACUGAUCCAGGACUACAACUGGGAGAUCCGGCUCCACACAUUGGUUUGUUGCUGUGCACUUGCUGACAUUUUAUAUAUUUCGGCACAAUAUACCUUGAGAUAAGACAAGUUAAGCUUCAAGCAAGUGACACACACGUACACGUGUAAACCCACGGUCAUGCGCAUGAGCCCGAAACAGCUAUCUGUGGUUACCACAAUGGCUACUACUGCCUGGGUGAUACGCACAUGCGUGCGGUUUUGGCCAGACAGAGCGUUAGCUUACGUGUAUUUCUUGCUUUAAAUUUUUCUGAACUUAAGAUGGUCGCCAUUGCUACGUAAACGGAUGUAUAAAAAGUACUAUUUUUCCUUGAUGUCUAUUGGUCAUUAGAGGUUGCGUCUGAGACUUGGUGUAGGUGUUGUGUCGAAUUGCACUAUGGGAUUGUUCUACGGGUUGACUUAUGACCAAUAUUGCACUCCCAUAUUGCAAUUCGACACAACAUCGGCCCGGUCUUACGCACAGCCUCGAACAGCCCACGUUUGAUAUAUUAAAGUUCUAACAUGACUCCGAGGCUUCAGGGUCAAAAUUCCAAAUUUUUUACGACUCCUUAGUCUUGCGAUUCCCAGAAGAGACUUGAGGACAAAGAAAACCAAACCAAAUAAAGAAAAAUGAUCAGAAAGCCUCGGAGUCAUGUUAGAAUUUAAAAAUAUCGAACGUGGGCUAUUGGUCAACGCCCUUCCCCACUCUAAACUGUUUGCCUACCACACCCUUUUGCAGCGAAAUGUACACCUCGGUUCUAUGGUUACUAGUUUUUCUGAAUCUUUUGCAGAAAUUUUCUGGAAAUUCAGACAGAAACACAGUUGUGAGUCAAGGAAUUUCUCCACCCAUCAAGGCGUCAUUUAUCCGCAUUCUCCCACUUGAUACAAAGACGUUCAGACGCACUGCUCUGCGUCUUGAGCUCUAUGGCUGCGACUUUGUCGAAGACCAAACAGUGAACUAA